This is a messenger RNA of Aegilops tauschii subsp. strangulata, 1542 nucleotides long. Its product is annotated as protein BZR1 homolog 2. NCBI's taxonomy places the organism in Eukaryota, Viridiplantae, Streptophyta, Magnoliopsida, Poales, Poaceae. Gene Ontology annotation, biological process: brassinosteroid mediated signaling pathway; DNA-templated transcription. The record is from RefSeq and is a predicted model, not a curated record. Gene Ontology annotation, molecular function: DNA-binding transcription factor activity.
CUCUCUGUCUCUCUCUCUCUCCUCUUCCGUGUGAUCUGCUCUCGCUCCUUCGCCCACUCGAGAGGGCGACCUCUUCUCCCUCCUUCCUUCCUUCGAGCUCGGCAGGGACCCUUCCUUCGAGCUCGGCAGCGGAGCCGAGCUGUGCGUGCCGCGGAGGGUUGACCGGGCAUGGCGACGGGGGGAGGAGGAGGAGGAGGAGGAGGAGGGGCGGACUUCGGGGCGGCGGGGGGAGCGGGCGGCAGGAUGCCGACGUGGAGGGAGAGGGAGAACAACAAGCGCAGGGAGCGGCGGCGGCGCGCGAUCGCUGCCAAGAUAUUCUCCGGCCUGCGGGCGCACGGCGGGUACAAGCUGCCCAAGCACUGCGACAACAACGAGGUCCUCAAGGCCCUCUGCAACGAGGCCGGCUGGGUCGUCGAGCCCGACGGCACCACCUACCGCAAGGGAUGCAGACCCGCAGAGCGCAUGGAUGGGAUUGGGUGCUCAGUGUCACCAAGCCCAUGCUCCUCCUAUCAGCCGAGUCCGCGGGCAUCAUACAAUGCAAGCCCUACUUCCUCUUCAUUCCCCAGCGGCGCAUCGUCGCCCUUCCUCCCGCAUUCCAACAACAUGGUAAAUGGCGUCGAUGCAACUCCCAUCCUACCAUGGCUCCAGACGUUCUCCAAUUCGACGGCGUCGAAUAAGCGGCCGCAUCUUCCCCCGCUGCUGAUUCACGGUGGCUCCAUUAGCGCCCCGGUGACUCCUCCACUGAGCUCACCGACUGCUCGCACCCCUCGCAUGAAGACGGACUGGGACGAGUCGGUGAUCCAGCCACCAUGGCAUGGUUCAAACAGUCCCUGCGUGGUGAACUCCACCCCGCCGAGCCCCGGGCGUCAGAUGGUUCCUGACCCGGCAUGGCUGGCCGGUAUCCAGAUCUCGUCAACGAGCCCUUCAUCGCCCACCUUCAGUCUCAUGUCGUCAAACCCAUUCAGCGUCUUCAAAGAAGCGAUUCCGGGCGGUGGUUCGUCGAGGAUGUGCACGCCAGGGCAGAGCGGCACCUGCUCGCCGGUGAUCCCCGGCAUGGCGCGGCACCCGGACGUUCACAUGAUGGACGUGGUUUCUGACGAGUUUGCGUUUGGAAGCAGCACCAACGGCGGCGCUCAGCAGGCCACCGCCGGAUUGGUGAGGGCGUGGGAGGGCGAGAGGAUCCACGAGGACUCCGGAUCGGACGAGCUGGAGCUCACUCUCGGAAGCUCCAGGACGAGGAGCUGAUGCUAACAACACCUAACUCGGGCGGGAUUCUUUCUUGUUGUAGCUUAUUUCUUCUUCUUCUUCUUCUUAUUGGUGUUCCAUUAGUUUCUGAAAGAGAGACCAAGCGUGUGGUUCCUUCAGAUAGCUUUCACUUGAUGUGGUGGUAAAUUGUGUUAUUUAUUUGUGCGAAUUACAAGAGCUAGAGAGGGCGGCCAAAACCAGCUGGCGACCUCGCUUUGGCCGUGAUGUAAGCUCAUUGUGCUGUUGUUGCGACAGAUGUAAAUUGAUGUUAGAAAUCAUGAAGAUUGUCGACCUCCA